CGACUUGAUGACAUUUGCUGCCGGUGUGCCAGAUCCCUGCGGUAAUUACAAGUCCAGAAGGAAAACACGUAUCUCUAUACUCCGUAUUGGUGAGCUGUACGAGGGAAGACAUUUGAGAAUCCACAUUGACCAUGUCAGCCAAUGGGAGCUCGGAGGCAGGCUGCAGAUCACAGGUCAGGGCCAGCAACACCACCUACAGCCCGAAGGACCUGUCAAUCACCACCUCUGCCAUUGCCAUGACUGUCGGCAUCCUCUCCAACAGCCUGGCCCUAUUCAUCCUGCUCAAAUCCUACCAUGCCAUCCGGACCAAGUACAAGGCCCCGUUCCUGCUGUUUGCGAGCAGCCUGGUCGUCACAAACCUGCUGGGCCAUCUCAUCAAUGGCUCCCUGCUGCUGUUUGUCCACAGCUCCCACAGGAGGUGGGAAACCUUCGACCCACACUGUGUCCUGUGCAGCUUUUUUGGGGUGUGCAUGGUGUUCUUCGGCCUGAGCCCCCUGUUACUCAGCAGUGCCAUGGCAGUUGAGCGCUGCAUGGGAGUCACCAGGCCUCUUUUCCACUCCACAGUGGUGGUCCCCCGCCACGUGAAGAGGCUGCUGGGGCUCAUCUGGCUCUUCGCCGCCCUGGUGGCCAUACUGCCCGUGCUGUUAUUGAGGCCGUACCAGGUCCAGCACUCAGGGAGCUGGUGCUUUUUCCAGAUAGGCAAACCCAGAGACUGGCGGGACAGGUUCCUGCCUAUUGUCUUCUCGGUGCUUGGUCUUCUGGCCCUGCUGCUUUCCAUUGUGUUCAACACCCUGACCAGCUGCUCCCUGCUGCAGGCCAGACUGUCCCACAAACACCACUGCAGAGGCACCUCCUACCAUCUGGAGAUGAUCUGCCAGCUUCUGGCCAUAAUGUUGGUGUGCUGUAUCUGCUGGGGCCCUUUACUGAUCCAUGUCAUCAUCCUGAGUGCGCGAGGUGAGGAGGAGCCCUCAUCUUCCAGCCUGCUGCUGGUCCACAUGGCCACCUGGAGCCAGAUCCUGGACCCCUGGGUCUACAUCCUGCUGAGGAAAGCUGUGCUGAAGAAACUCUGCCUGUUGCUCCACAGAUACCAGGGGCCGAAAUCUCCCGACCACCACUGACUGAAGUGUGGCGUGCUGCGGGGUUCACUGGUACCCUCCAGCAUAGAUAUCGGUCCCCCUGACCUCUACUUCUACCAGAGUCCACUAUCAAGACCAUCACGUGAGCCCCAAAGUGCAGUGUGUGAUCUGAGAUAGUUCCUUGGUACUAUGAGAGAAAUGGGAAGAGGAAUUGGAGAAGCGGAGGAGUUUGUUGAAAUAGAAAUUCUCCACUAAGGAAGUCAUUUACCAAUACACAGGAUGUGAUGUAAGAUUCUGCUGUUGCCACCAUGUUACUUCUGGGGCUGGAAGUUGUUAUGAAUGAGCCGGCAAAGUUGUGCUGUGCUCAAUAGAAAGGGCUUGACUUUCUGCAGCUGUGAGUUAUGAAUGAGCAAAAUAACUGUUUUUGACCUUCAGAAAACAUGCAGAAUAACAACAGUUAAGCUGUUUCAGGCAUCUAUCAGUCUACCGUUAUGUUGUUAUCUGUCACACCCCUUUCAUUUCUGUACAGCAGCUCUGAUAUUUGUCUCAAACCACAUACUAUAAGGAUCAGGUGCCACUGGUUUUGGAAGAGAUUCUGUUGGUACGACUUUGGUCUGUUGGUCUGACUUUUACCGCUUUUAUUUUAUCUGAUGGACGACAAACAUGUCUCUGUGAUCUAAAAUGUAUG
Lampris incognitus (smalleye Pacific opah) is the source of this 1764-nucleotide messenger RNA. RefSeq names its product prostaglandin F receptor (FP) (gene ptgfr). NCBI's taxonomy places the organism in Eukaryota, Metazoa, Chordata, Actinopteri, Lampriformes, Lampridae. Bases 132 to 1118 code for a protein of 328 amino acids. The record is from RefSeq and is a predicted model, not a curated record. Gene Ontology annotation, biological process: adenylate cyclase-activating G protein-coupled receptor signaling pathway; positive regulation of cytosolic calcium ion concentration; inflammatory response. Gene Ontology annotation, cellular component: plasma membrane. The transcript is spliced from 3 exons. Gene Ontology annotation, molecular function: thromboxane receptor activity; prostaglandin F receptor activity.